UUAGAAAACAUUAAAACUCAUUAAAGAAACUUUUUUUUUUAAAUUGGAUUUGUACAUAAAUAGCAAGAUUGUAAAAUGGCAAAUAGGGAAUUAAUUGAAGAAUUCAAUGAUUUAACAACAAAGUUUUUAUUUCUAAACUGUAACAGUCUAAAUCAAAGCCAUUUAAAUGAAAUUUCUGUAUUGCUUAAUGAUUUAAAUAGUUUAGAUUAUGGAAAAUAUAAAAUGGAUAGCAAAGCUGCCUUACGAUUGUUGGAGUCUAUGUUAAAUAUACCAUCUACAGAAGAGGUGCUGAUAAUGAAAGUUUGUUGCUUAAUGAGUGCUUUAAUUAAUAAACAAAAAAUAUGUUUACCGGAAAAUGUGUUUGACGCAACGAUAAAAUGGUUGUUAAAAUGUUUAAACGUUAACGAAUCCGAAACAGUUAGUGAAAUUUUAAAAGCAUUUGCCGUUUUAUUCAAAAACCAUAAUGCGUUUACAUAUACUUACUUUCAGAUUUUUUUAUCACCAGACGGACCAUUAAUGGGAUUGUUGAAUUCGGUGGAUAUCCUAAAAUUCAACAAAUCAAAACAUGUUAAUAGAUUUGAUGAAGAAAUUUUAGCAAAUGUACUUGCUUGUGCUGACUCUUUAUUAGUAUUCAUUGCAGAUGAAAACAUUAAUAUAACUGAUAUUGAUAUAGAAAUCAUUACUCAUUUAGGAUGUAAAGUUAUUUCAAUAAUGUACAGCAACAAAAUAGAAAUCAAAGACUCAUCCCAGUGCAUGAGUUAUUUGUCAUCCGCAAUAAAUAUAUUACAAAAAAUUGCUCUCGAAGUUCCAGAAUGGUGUGAAGUAAACAUAGGAAGCCUGCUAGGAAUUUCAAAAGCAUUUCUACAAUAUGGAUUGAUAGAAACAAGCAAUAUUCGCUUGCAAAAAGUUCUACCUUCUCAACAAGCGGUUAUUGAACCACAAUCUAUCGCCCUUGGUUUCAAAGGCGGCAAAAUUUUAAAAACUCGUAAGCCAAGAAAUAUUGUUAAAAAUAAAAAGCAAGACACAAAAGCUAAAGAAAAAAAACCUAAAAAUUUAGAAGAGGUUUAUAAAAACGUUACAUCAGAAAAUACUGAAGAUUUUAUGUUAUUUAACAAAACAAGUGAUUCAGAUUUUUCUGAAUCAGAUACUGGUCGGAUUCAAAAUGAAAGGCACAGGCAAACUAAAAUUAGAUUGAACACAAUUUCUUUAAUAGGUGCAAUAGCUAAGAACGCAGACAAAAAAGUGAUAUUUAGCUAUUUUCAUUGUUUACUUCCAUUUGAAGAAGAAGUUUCAAAGGAAAUUCACCAAAUUUCUUAUAGCAUUUUUAAAUGUGCUGUGAGAGAUCCUAAUCCAAAGUGUAGACUAGCCGCAUUUCAAGUUUUUUGUUUGCUUUUGUAUGGUUCUAAACAAUUUUUAAUGCAAGCUGAAAAUAGUGAUAAAGGUCCGUCUUCAUUCACUCCAUUUUCUGUUGCAUUAGGUAACACGAUAAUUUCAAUGUAUGAAAUAUUAAUGCAUGGCAUACGCAGUGAAAAUUCUUUGCCGGUACUGACCCAAGUUUUAAAAUGUUUAGCUAUAUUAGUUCAGUCCACUCCAUUUUCAAGAUUGAAAAGCGGUUUUGUUAGUGAAUGUAUAAAUCACACAAGAAAUUUAGUUUAUCAUAAAGACCCGACAAUUCAAGUAGCAGCUUUAACGGUAAUGGAAUUUUUUAUUUCCACUUCGGAAAUGACUACUGAAAUUUCUGAAAGCAUUGGAAUGCCCACACCUCACAUUAAAAUAUUAAAAAAUGAAAAUAAAUUAAAUGAUAUGGUGGUAAAUGAAAUAAUUGAAACUGAAUACUAUGAUGAAGUUGAUCCACUUGAUAUUGAUGGUACAGAAAGUUGUCCAGAAUUGCAAACAAGUCAGAAUAGAGAUGAUUGCAAACUACCAUGGCUCUUAGAAAAGCUUAUAAGUAAUUUAGAUAUGGACUUUCCUGACAAAUUAAAAAGAUUAAAUACUAUUCCAGCAUCAAUACCUGUUCGCAUAGAAUGCUUACAAGUUUUAACCGCUUUGUGUUCACAUAUAUUAUUUCUCAAAGACCACUUGCAAUUGGUUUCUAAUGCUUUAUUAAUUUCACUAAAAGAUGAACAAAAUGAAGUUAGGUUGCAUUCUGCAAAAUGCUUGGAUGCUUUAGGGCAUUCAAUCAACACUUUCUUGUUAUCAAAUCCUUCCUUAAAUGAUGUAACACUUUGUCAAAACUUUUGGAUUUCGGUUUUGCCACCAGUUAUUGAAAAAAUUCAAGAUCCUAAACAAAAUUCUGCAUUAAAGGGAACGUUAUGUGAUUUUUUGUCAAACGUCGGCGUUUAUAUAUUUGAAAAAUUUACGCAUUCCCAACAAAUGAUGUUAAUAUCGCUUCUAACAGGUAUUAGUUUCAAUGAGGACAGCGCUGUGAGAGCUUCUGCAGCUCGUGCUUUAGCAGUGUAUGUUUUAUAUCCUUCAUUACGGGGUGAUGUGUGUUUUGUUGAAAAUACAGCUUCUUCAAUAGUGAAUCUCCUAAAAGAGAAAAACUCAUAUGUAAGAAUUAAAUCUUCUUGGUCAUUAGGGAAUAUAAGUGAUGCAUUGAUUCCCCUUUGUAAUGAUUCUAAACUGGAUAGGAUAUCUGAUGACUUAUUGCAAAAAAUGUUCCAAAUUUCCAUUGAUUUAAUUAAUUAUAACGAUAAGGUUAAAUGUAACAUUGUUCGUACAAUAGGAAAUCUUCUUCGGAUAAUUAGGCAGGAACAAAUAGAAGUUCCUUCAUGGCGUUCGUUGUGUUUUCAGUCUAUAGAAAAAUUAACUUUUUGCCUUACGAAAAGUGCUAAUGCCAAAGUUAAAUGGAAUACAUGUUACGCUUUAGGAAACUUUAUGAAAAACAAUAUUUUAUUUACCACGUAUACGGAUUUCAAUUGGCAAAAUAUGGUUUUUGAAUCAAUUUGUGAUGUUAUUGUAAAUAGUCCCAAUUUUAAAGUAAGAAUAAAUGGUGUAAAUGCUUUAACAGCAAUAAAUGAGCGAAAUCGUUAUGGUUCACAUUUCAUAUUGAUAUGGUCAUCUUUAUUGGCAGCAAUAGAACAAUCCGAUAACUUAACAGAUUUCAAUGAAUACAAACAUAGAGAUAACUUACAAGAGCAGUUAUGUUUUGCAUUAUCUCAUAUGAUAAAAUUAGCAAAAAAUGAUGAUUUUAAUCAACUUAAAAUUAACUUAAAUAACAUUGAAAUUGUUAAACAAAUUUGGAAAAGAGUUAUUAGCCGAAUAAUUCCGGAGAACGCUUCACCUUUAAUAAACUGUUCCAUAUAUUUAAAGAAUACUUUAAAAGAAAAUAAUACUAGUUUAAGUUUGGAACAAAAAAAUAAUUUAAAGAUUUUAAUUGAAUGUUUUAUUUCACCUGAUGAAGUUUUUUAAUUAAUAACAGAAUAGAGUGAUAAAUAUUAUAAAAAAAUGGAAUUCUUUAAAAGUAAAACUCAUUUUUUUUUUUUAAUAUUUGCACUUUUAGUAUUUUUAUAAUACAUAAAUAACU
This is a messenger RNA of Condylostylus longicornis, 3526 nucleotides long. Its product is annotated as HEAT repeat-containing protein 6. The record is from RefSeq and is a predicted model, not a curated record. Bases 76 to 3411 code for a protein of 1111 amino acids. The transcript has 13 exons. Lineage: Eukaryota; Metazoa; Arthropoda; Insecta; Diptera; Dolichopodidae.